This is a messenger RNA of Oldenlandia corymbosa var. corymbosa, 3283 nucleotides long. Lineage: Eukaryota; Viridiplantae; Streptophyta; Magnoliopsida; Gentianales; Rubiaceae. The record is from the annotation of a GenBank genome assembly.
GUUCGAUCAAUAUCAGGUCUCUAGUCUCUGUUGGACUCUUUGAUUGAGUUGAGCAGCCUAGAAUGGGGGACAAUGCCGAAAAUCAUUAAAUCUAAAAUAAAAAUCCCAAUUUAGAAAAGAAAUAAAAUAAAAUUUUGGGAUCAUAUCACCUUUGUCCCAAUCAUGAUGAUAUUUUGAAGGAGGGAAGGACUAAAGAAAGUCAGUGUCAUUAUUGUUUGCUGUAAUUAAACCCCAUAUUUUUGUGAAUAUAAAUACUUUAACCAGAGAUUUGCAAGAUUUCUCGUGAAAACUCACAUGCCAAUAAAAACCCCCAACUAGCCAGUAGUAUAAACGACCACCUCCCAUUCCUCCGGUCUGCGGCCUAAAUUUCAACAAACAUUCACACACUUUCUUCCUGUGAUUCAGUUCUUGGGCUUACACUCUUCCAUUGAAUCAAUCAAAAUUUACCAUUGUUGAUCAACAUCUUCUGUUGCUGCAUUCCCACCACCCUUCCAAUUUUGGGCUUUCUUCAUUUGUUUUUGAAGUUACCGAGCUCUCCAAAGGUAAAGAUCACACCUUUACGGACUUCCAAUUCCAAUUUUUUCUUUUUCCUUUUUAUCUUUUUUUUUAAGGUGUUCCAUUUCUUGUCUUUUGAGGUUUUAAAUUAAGGUUUGUUCAGUCUUCAUAGGACUUUGUUUUUAUUAUGUAAAUGCUUUUUGUACUUUAUAUGGUAACUUUGAUCAUGGGUCACAGUUGUGUCUUUCAUUCCUUAAUUAAUCACAUAGUACUAGAAUCAAUCUUUGUGUGAUCUAUACUUUACAUCUUGCUUAGUUUGCAUCUUAAUUGCACCCACUUUCACUGGGUCCGGAAUUUUUCCUCGUGCUCAUUUACGUCAUCUCUGUUUGUGUGAUCCCCUUGGCGAUUUUGGGGCUGAAUUACAGUAGUGAAGCAAUAAUAAUGGAAGCUGCUUGCUUCUCGACGUUGAAAUCCACAACCCACUUGGCAAAUGUGCCCAACGGUGGCCCUUUUAAUGGAGAAGAUGGAAUUAUGGGAGAAAGGGUCAGGAGCAGUCUCAACGGCAACGUGAGCAUUCAUCAGUUUGUAAAAGGAUUGAAAGUUGAUGGCCAAAAGAAACAGAAAUUCAAACCUGGGGUUGCUUUGUCUGUCAUCACGACAGAGACUGGAAAGGAUACAAUGACCACCAUCGACACUUCCCCACGAUUUGAAAGGCGAAGGGUGAAUCCCAAAAAUGUGGCUGCUAUCAUUCUUGGAGGCGGUGCAGGGGCACAACUCUUCCCUCUCACUAGCCGAACUGCCACUCCUGCUGUCCCAGUGGGUGGGUGCUACCGACUAAUUGACAUCCCAAUGAGUAAUUGUUUAAACAGUGGAAUCAAUAAGAUCUUUGUGUUGACCCAAUUCAACUCUGCUUCUCUAAAUCGUCAUAUUGCUAGAACUUAUCAUGGGAAUGGUGUGAACUUUGGCGAUGGAUUUGUAGAGGUUCUUGCAGCAACUCAAACUUCAGGGGAAGCAGGAAUGAAUUGGUUCCAAGGUACUGCAGACGCUGUUCGCCAAUUUACAUGGGUGUUUGAGGAUGCAAAAAAUAAGGACAUCGAUAACAUAGUAAUAUUGUCUGGAGAUCAUCUUUAUCGGAUGGAUUACAUGGACUUUGUGAAGAAUCAUGUUGAUCGGAAUGCUGAUAUUACACUUUCAUGUGCUCCAGUUGGUGAGAGCCGAGCUUCAGAAUUCGGCCUUGUGAAGAUUGACAGUAGAGGCAAUGUUAUCCAGUUUUCUGAAAAGCCUAGAGGUGCUGACCUGAAGGCAAUGCAAGUUGAUACUACUAUUCUAGGAUUAUCUCCGGAAGAGGCCGCAGAUUCUCCAUAUAUUGCUUCAAUGGGAGUGUAUGUAUUCAAAACAGAUGUAUUGUUAAAGCUCUUGAAGUGGAGGUACCCUACAUCAAAUGACUUUGGAUCCGAAAUCAUACCUUCAUCCAUCAAAGAGCAAGAUGUUCAAGCAUAUUUAUUCAGAGACUACUGGGAAGAUAUCGGAACAAUAAAAUCUUUCUAUGAGGCUAACUUGGCAUUGACAGAUGAGCUUACAAAAUUUCAGUUCUAUGACCCAAAGACACCUUUCUUCACAUCUCCAAGAUUCUUGCCACCUUCCAAGAUAGAUAAAUGCCAGAUUAAGGACUCAAUCAUCUCUCAUGGGUGCUUCCUGAGAGAAUGUCGUGUUGAACAUUCUAUAGUGGGUGAAAGAUCACGUUUAGAUUAUGGUGUUGAACUGAAGGAUACUUUGAUGAUGGGGGCUGACUACUACCAAACUGAAUCUGAAAUUGCCUCUUUGUUGGCUGAAGGGAAGGUUCCUAUUGGGGUCGGACGAAAUACGAAGAUCAGGUACAUAUAAAUAUCCAAUACUCACUAUUGCAUCCACAUUCUGCUUCUUUUGCCACCAUUUUGGAUUUUGAUUAAAUGCGAGCAUGUGCACAGGAAUUGCAUAAUUGACAAGAAUGCAAAGAUAGGGAAAGACGUGGGCAUAUUGAAUAAAGAUGGUGUUCAAGAAGCAGAUAGACCUGAGGAAGGUUUUUACAUCCGAUCUGGAAUCACUAUUAUUCUGGAGAAAGCAACAAUCAAGGAUGGAACUGUGAUAUAAAAUGAUCUCUGGCAUCAGUUCACUCUCUGAAAGGCGGUAACCGAGGGAUCCCGCUGCAAGAAUGCAGAUUGAGCAUCCUUUUCCUGUUUUUAUCCAUCCUAACUUCAGUUGCAACCCCCGAAUGGUUCCAUAUGAAAGCUCCGGGACACUUCUGCAGCAUCUCUUAGAAAUCUUAGAGCCAGUUCCAAACGCGUGUCAAACCGUAAUAUGCUGGUCGACUGUUCUCGUUUAUCCUUUUUAAGUUAUUAUCCAAGACCGGGCUCGACUAGAGACCAUAAUGAUUAUAUAGUUUACAUAAUGCUUUUAGGAGGAAGAUUAGAUCCGAAUAAUGUUGUUAUGUACAUACUGAGAUCUGUUGUGAUACUUUUGUUAUAAAGAACAGGUAUUGCAAGUUUAUGCAAGCAACAAUAAGAGAAGUAGAGAACCAUCAUCUGUUUUUGCCUUUUGCUCCUUUCAAGUUUCAUUUAUACAAAAUGCCUAGAUGGUGAAAUGCUAAACUGGUAUUUUGAUUUGCCUGACAUAGGACUUUUUUAGUAUCCCUAUCUAAGAAUCCACGAUCAAUUCGGUUCCCUUCAAAGAUGGCUUACAAACAAAACUCCUUGGCUCAAAUACGGGAGAAAUGGCACAUUGAUAUACAUAAUUAGUAACUAACAACAAG